Drosophila kikkawai is the source of this 2866-nucleotide messenger RNA. RefSeq names its product hoepel2 (gene hoe2). Gene Ontology annotation, biological process: transmembrane transport. Lineage: Eukaryota; Metazoa; Arthropoda; Insecta; Diptera; Drosophilidae. The record is from RefSeq and is a predicted model, not a curated record. Gene Ontology annotation, cellular component: membrane.
UCGUGUGCGGCAAAGAUGUACGCUGCUGCUGUUUCUCGCAUUUUCCCGUGAAUAAAUAAAUAGAAUCUGGAGAAUCUCCCACGCUCCUCCUCUGCUCGCUUCUAGAUUUUCGCCUUUCGCAUUUCGCUGAUUUUUCCGGGCCAUGGGUCUGCGGGAAACGUUCCGUUUACGGCCGGAUAGCCCCGGUCGGGACAAGUGCAGCAUUGAGAUGCGCCAUCGCAGUCCAAAGGGUGGCUGCCAGCAUAACCAGGUGGCCGCUGUUCAGGUCACCGAGCAAUCCCUCCAGGUAUGGCGUGCUUUGCCCGCCGAAAUAAGACAUGAUCCCAGCAUGGCCAGCUUUCAAAUGGAGAAUGAGAGGAUUCAUGGCUCCUCCGCUGGAGCGAGUGAUGAUGACGAUGACGAGGAGGACUAUGAUGGCUACAAUGAGGUGGACAAGAAAAACAAUGGUGGCCUGCAGGAUGAACCCGGUUCUAGCUACGCGGGCUCUGAUUUCUUGGACAUUAAGCAUCGGCCAGGUGAUGAAAAUGUCACCGAUGACGAGGCCACCACCCAUUCCGACCAUGAUCCAGCCAAUGGUCCUAGCAAUGCCAAAACUCAGGCCAGACGGCUCCAUCACAAAUCGAAGCGUUCCAAAGAGCAGCGUCAACGGGACAAGCUCUGGAAGCGAGGAGGUCUGCUUAUCUUCUGGCUGCUGGCCGCCGUGGUGCUCAUCUCGGUGGGUGAAAAGCAUCUGUUGGAGAAAACCAUUGAUGUGCCGCAGGGCGAGCAGGGAAAAUUUUUCAAGCUGCUGCAAAAACCCACUGGCGAUUUUCGUCUGAAGAUCCAUGGAGCUUUCAGGGGGCUCUCCACGCUGGAUGCCGCUGAAAAUGAGACCGAGAGCUUCGGAUUUCUGACUGUGCAGCCGCAGGUAUCGGCUUACUUGGGCGAGAAUCGCAGCAAGGUAUUUCAGGACAUUCUCCCAGCUUGGCGCUUGCCUCUGCUGUCUGAAGAGGAGCUGGAACGUGCUCCGGCAGUGGCCAGUAAUCGCACUUACCUGAUGACCGAGGAGCUGAGUGAUAAACUAGCCGACAAGGACAGCGAGUUCCGUUUGCAUAUUUACAGUGAUGUGGAGACGGAUUUGGCCAUUAUCCUCAACUAUAAUCCUUUGAUAGUGAAUGCCAGGACUGGCAGCAUCCUAGCUGGCCUGAUUCUGCUGAUUUUCUAUGCCCUGCUGGUGUGGGAGCUCUUCGAGAGACCCUUUGUGGCCAUGAUCUGCUCGAUUCUUUCAGUGACUGCAUUAGCCUGCUUUAAUGAUCGUCCCAAUAUGGAUGAGAUUAUCCAGUGGAUGGACAUGGAGCUGCUUACCCUGCUCUUCUGCAUGAUGCUGAUCAUUCUGAUAUUGACCGAGACCGGUGUCUUUGAUUACCUGGCCGUGUUUUGCUUCGAGAUCUCCGGCGGAAAGAUCUGGCCCAUGAUAUAUAGUCUCUGUUUGGUCACCUGCCUGGUUUCCAGUGUUCUGGAUAACAUGACCACUGUGCUCCUGCUCACCCCAGUGGCUAUCAGGCUGUGCGAGGUAAUGCAGUUAGAUCCGCUGCCCGUGGUUAUGGGCAUUAUAGUGCAUGCCAAUAUCGGAGGAGCUCUGACACCCAUUGGGGAUCCCAUAAGCAUCAUAGUCAGCACCAAUCAUUUUAUUGUGGAGAGUGACGUCACCUUCCUCACCUUUGUGGCCCACACCUUCCCAGGCGUCCUCCUGGCUGUUAUCCAGAGCUGUGCCUACCUGCGCCUCUUCUACCACAAUAUAGAUGCUUUGCGCCUCAACGAGCCCAAGGAGAUGAGUGAGCUGAGGCGGGAGAUCAAGGUGUGGCAGCGGGCCCUCAAUGCGGUGGCCUCCUGCUCUAAGGAUGCCCAGCUGGUCCGAGGCACACUUCAGGGAAAGAUCAAGGCUUUAAAGAGGAACCUCCGGCGUUUGCAGAAGGGUGUGGGCUCCUCUGAGGUCUACACCCAUACCCUGGAUGAGCUGAAGCAGAAGUAUCCCAUCAAGAACAAGACACUGCUUUUCCAGUCUGCCGGAGCCCUCAUCUUUGUCAUCGUCUGCUUCUUCAUCCAGUCCGUGCCGCACUGGAGAACCUUGCCACUGGGUUGGGUGGCCCUGCUGGGCGUGAUCUUGCUGCUGAUCAUCCUAAAUCGCGACGACAUGGAGCACUUGAUGCACCGCAUUGAAUGGACCACGCUGCUCUUCUUCGCUGCCAUGUUCGUGAUGAUGGAGUGCGUGGAGCGUCUGGGCAUCUUCGCCUGCAUUGGCGAGCUCACCGAGCACGUGAUCCUCUCGGUUAGCUUGGACCACCGCCUGGCCAUGGCCAUCUUUAUGAUCUUGUGGAUGUCGGCCUUGGCCUCGUCCAUUUUGGAUAGCAUUCCAGUGACGGCCAUGAUGGUGAAGCUGGUUACCUCUCUGGUAGCAAAACCAUCGCUGGGCUUGCCCCUGCAGCCACUGAUUUGGGCCCUCACCCUGGGAGCCUCGAUGGGUGGCAACGGAACGCUGUAUGGAGCAUCGGCCAAUGUAAUUGCAGCUGGUAUAGCGGAGCAGCAUGGUUACAAGCUCUCUUUCACCCGAUAUCUGCGCACUGGGUUCCCCAUGAUGAUGGGACAGAUCACCUUGAUGACGGUCUACCUGCUGGUGGCCCACAUUGUCUUUGAGUGGCAUUGAGAUGCUCUACCUUCGGUAUUUUACCUAAUAAUAUGUUUAUAAAGUAUCUAUAAAUUAUAUUUAUAUUAUGUGUAUAUUAUCACCUCAAGUUUGUUGUUGUUUUGACCUUUUACAUUCGACUCUUGGUGUGUGUUUUCUAUAUAAAAUAAAUACAUAUAAUGAUAUACAAGAGCUAAGGAAAAA